UCUCAAACUCAUCUACAAAUCUUGACACACAUCCAAGAAAGAAGAGAAACGUUUUUUUCUGAAUAUCAUCUCAUCGAGUAUUCUAUCUAUCACAACAAAUGGAAGGAGGCUUGGGAACGAUGUUUAUGAAGGUGGUUUUGUUUGCUCUUGUACAGGGUUUGGUGUAUCUCAUCCUCACUAAGUCGUCGAGGGUUUUCUCCAAAUCAAAAUCCUUUAAGAGGGCUUACAGUUUUCGGCCGGCGAGGUCCGUCAGCAUCCGCCGAAUUCUGGCGGCGCUUCAGGAUAUGCCUGCCGGUGGCGAGAUGUCUCCUUCCUCUAAUGGCGCGUCUUCUUCUGUUGCCUCGCCUUCUUUACAAGAUGAUGUAGUACCAACAACUGCUGCAUCAUCAUAAUCACCAUCUUAGAGACAUAUAUAUGAUCAUUAUUUAAAUUUUAUAUUAGAGACAUAUGUCUCUAAUUUGUUAUCCCCUUAUUUUAUUAUUUUUGGAACAUUUGUUUCGUAUUCUUUUCCAGUUUGAAUGAUUGAUUCGUUAUAUUGAUGUAAAAUUUGUCAGUACUCUAUGUAGAUACAGUAUUAAGCCGUACCAUGUACAUUCCAAAACAAUUUAGUAUGUUUAUAAUUUAGUAUAAUCCUUUAUUGA
Brassica oleracea var. oleracea is the source of this 641-nucleotide messenger RNA. RefSeq lists its product as uncharacterized. NCBI's taxonomy places the organism in Eukaryota, Viridiplantae, Streptophyta, Magnoliopsida, Brassicales, Brassicaceae. The record is from RefSeq and is a predicted model, not a curated record. The coding region runs from base 99 to 392 and encodes 97 amino acids. The transcript has a single exon.